Molecule: messenger RNA, 738 nt
Organism: Paramuricea clavata
Lineage: Eukaryota; Metazoa; Cnidaria; Anthozoa; Malacalcyonacea; Plexauridae
Source: the annotation of a GenBank genome assembly
AUGGCAGUCGAAGAUUUCGAGUUUGGAGAAGACGACAACGGCAUCGCGUACGUCAGCUUCAAGGAAAAUCCUACCAAAACUCGCCAAGGAGGUCUCCACAUCACUAGACGACAACAGCUGCCGAAAAUGUUUGCCACUGGUGAAAAAAGAUGCCCGGUUUCUUUGUUUAAAGAAUAUCUCAUCCGUCUUCCAGAAUCUUUGCGAACAAAUGGGCCAUUUUAUCUCAUGCCAUUGUCGAAAACAAACCCAAACAACGACGUCUGGUUCAAAGUGCAAAAUCUUGGUGUCCAUUCAAUCGAUAAGAUAAUGAAAACGAUGAUAGCUGACACUCCACUGGCAAGUAGUUCCAAAAGGCUGACAAAUCAUUCUGCCAGAAAAACCCUCGUGAAGAAGCUGCGGUCAAACAACGUUGAGCGUUCGUCCAUCAUGAAUGUGACUGGUCACAGAAACGAGCAGUCGCUGAACGACUACGACGAGGGAAACGAGAAUGAGCAGAGGCACAUAUCCAAUCUAAUCGGCAGCUCCAAAUCAGUCAGCUCAUUUAGUAAACAAAAGCCAAUGUCCAUGAAUAUGAUGAACAUUGCCCCACCAAGUGCACAGCAGCCUUCCACUUCAAGCGGUUUUCAACGAGUCGGUUUCUUUCCCCAAAACACGUUUAACCACUGCAAUGUCGUUUUCAAUGUUGGCCAAGGUGAAUCCAGCUUAUCUCCCAAAGUCAAAAAGCGCCGUUACAAGUGA